AUGAAGAUUAUAUAUAUAUUUGCAUUAUUAUUAGUAUUCUUAGCGACGUUUAUAUCCGCUGGUCGAGAUUUUUACAAAAUUUUAAAUAUACCAAAAUCAGCAACACUAAAUCAAGUAAAAAAAGCUUAUCGAAAAUUAGCCAAAGAAUUGCAUCCUGAUAAGAACAAAAAUGAUCCACAAGCACAAGAACGUUUUCAAGAUUUAGGCGCUGCUUAUGAAACUCUGUCGGAUGCUGACAAAAGAAAAAUUUAUGAUAAAAGUGGCGAAGAAGGUUUAAAACAGCAGGGUGGUGGAGAUUCAUCUCACGAUCCAUUUUCCAGUUUUUUCGGCGAUUUCUUUAAUUUUGGUGGCGGAUCAAGAGAUGAUGGACAGAAGCAUAUUCCACGCGGUGGAGAUUUAGUGAUGGAUUUAUACGUCACACUUGAAGAAGUUUAUAGUGGAAAUUUUAUUGAAGUGGUUCGAGCUAGACCAACUCCAAAGACAACAAGUGGCUCAAGAAAAUGUAAUUGCAGAAUGGAAAUGAGAACAUCGCAAAUGGGCCCCGGGCGUUUUCAAAUGAUUCAAGAACAAGUAUGUGAUGAUUGCCCAAAUAUUAAGUUUGUCACUGAAGAAAAAGUGCUUGAAAUCGAAGUUGAAUCAGGUGUAUCUGAUGGAUAUGAAAUAUCAUUUCAUGCUGAAGGCGAACCUCAUAUUGAGGGCGAACCAGGAGAUCUGAAAUUUAUUAUUCGCAUUCAAACACAUCCAUAUUUUGAACGUAAAAAUAAUGAUCUGUAUACAAAUCUAACGGUCACACUACAGGAUGCCCUAAAUGGAUUUAAUGUAUCGUUUCCUCAUCUUGACGGACACCAGGUAACUGUCAACCGUGAAAAGAUAACAUGGCCAGGUGCUCGUAUAAAGAAGAAAGGUGAAGGUCUUCCACAGCACGAUCAAAACAAUAUCAUCGGUGAUCUGUAUGUUACCAUCGAUGUUGAUUUCCCCAAAGGUGAACUCAAUGAUGAACAACGCGAAGCCAUAAGAACAUUACUACAUCAAGAGUCAAAGCAUCGAUUGUACAAUGGCCUUUAA
Messenger RNA from Rotaria socialis, 1065 nucleotides. The record is from the annotation of a GenBank genome assembly. NCBI's taxonomy places the organism in Eukaryota, Metazoa, Rotifera, Eurotatoria, Philodinida, Philodinidae.